AUGCAGGUACCGGUACCUACCGGCGAGCGCAGGAACCAGUGGGCACUCCCACCCCCGGGAGCUGGCUCCGUUCCCGCUGGAGGUUGGUCACGCCCCCUGGCUCCUGGUCGCUGCGACAGCCAAGGGCGAGGCCCGAGCAGGCGGGCUGCAGGCGGCGGAAGCUCGGCCGCGCUCCUCCCCCGGUGGGGCGCUCUCCGCCCGCCUCGCGCGGCCCCGACCCCAAGACCCAGGCCCCGGAAGGCCAGCGUUCACUUACCUGCUCCCCUCUCUCGCUCUCCGCUGCCGCCGCCGCGCCGCUCACCCACGCUGGCCGGUGAGCCACCCCCAGCACACAGACCCCUACGCGUAAACCCGAGGCACGGCCCCAGACCCUUGAUGGGAGACCGCGGCCCAGCCACACAGGUUGGGGUAGCCCACGCACCACCCGGCUUCGAACACCUCUGCCCCCGGAAGUUGAUUUCCGCCAAGGCCCGCCCAACCCAGCCCCCGUCACUCAACGUAAACACGCGCGUCACGUGGCCCCAGGCCGAGGACCGGGUCGGGGCCCCGUGUUCAGAGCUCUGCCACCCCAGCUUGUGCGUGGUCUUUGGAGAGUUGCCCUGUGAAAAGGGGUGACUUUGCCAUGCUCCUUCCCAUUCUACCUCCUGUUAGUUACAGUUUCUCAUUCCUCUUGAGUAGCAGGCCCUGUUUCUCCACCUAAUCCCUGCAAAUAAACCGUCCCCCAAAUCAAAAUGAGUUCCAUCUGGAACUUUGUAGGAUUGGUCCUAAGAAGAUCCCGCCGAAUCUCUUCACCACUUCCAAGCAGAGUACAGUAAAACCGGGGACUAAGCAAAGUGGCUGACAUGUAGUAAGUGCUCAAGAAAUGGAUGUUGACUAGAUGCUACCUCUCAUCUUUGCCUAUCUGAACUCUCAAGCACCGGUUGCAAGUAGGCUGAGAGCCUCCGCCAACCAGGAAGAUGACUUCGGUCAAAGAAUUCUGCUCUAGAGUUACUUUUGUUCUUGUCUUCAACUCCAGAUCACAGCAAUUCAUACGUGCCAUCUCUGUUGCAGAGUUUUCUUGCAAAGCGUUUCUUAAAAGCUUUCUGUCAAAUAACUUGUCCUGUAGCAAUAGGAAAAGAAUAGCGUAAUUCACAGAUUAUUUAUUUGAAAGGAAGGAAUGAUUAUAUAGAUGUCUUUGUCCAUUUCAGACUGUCAAUAGCGAUGAGAGAAACAGUCAACUAGCAGUCCACUCGUGAAUGUUUCUUCCGUUUUUGCCAUGGGAGGAUUCUGAAGAACAUUCAUUCAACAAUUUUUUAUUGAUUGUAUACCACAUACCUAGGCCUGGGCCAAGUUUUGACAAUUCAAGAGUGAACAAGGUAACACUCAAGAUAUUUGUCUUCAAGGAGCUUACAGUCUAGUGAGAAAGAAAGACACUAACCUGGGGACUUUGAGCAUAAAUCUCUGAAAUAUUCACAUUCUGUGUAUAACAAGUAUUCUUUCAUCCUUGGACACUGGUUUUCUCAUCUGUUGAACAAAAUUGGCUUAAACCUGUAAUCUCUGUUCUGUACUGGAAGCAGAAAAUAUUAGCAAGGCAUCCUGACAAGUGUGCCGUAAGUGCUGGCCUAAGUAGUUAAUGAGCAGUUUCAGUAUUGAGCAAGUCAUCUUGACUACAUUAUUUUUCCAGCCCACCCCCUUCUUUGUGCAUACAAAAAACAUUUCUAUUGUAAGAAAUAUAAUGCUUUCUUACACAUAUUUGUUUAUCUGUCUACUAGACUACCAAGUCAAGGACCACUUCUCACUUGUAUAUCCAGCAAUCUACUCACUUCUCAUUUGUCUUUGUAUAUCCGGCAGUCUAGCAAAGUGUCUAGUAGUUAGAAAAAAGGUAUUCAUAAAUAUUUCUUAAACUUAGUAAAGUUACCUUUAUAUUAUUUUGUCUCUCAUAUCUCUUUCUGCUGGAAAUCAGAUAAGUUUCUGGGAGUUCCUUCCCACUGAGGUACUUACGUGUUCACUCUGUCCCGAUAUUCAGUACUAAACUGUAUUCCAUACUAAACAGAUUUAUAAUAAGAAUAAAUAUUUAUUAUUAAUAUUUACUAUGUGCCUGGCAUUAGAUUAAAUAUUUUAAAUCCCAUAUAUAACUUACCACAAUAAUUUUACAAAGUAGGUAUAUUAAUGUAUUUACACUUUAGAUGAGGUUACAGAUUUAGGAAGUGUAAAUUGACCAAGUGGAUUUAAAGCCAGAUCUGCCCCACAGAAGGACUUGUUUAUUCACUAUAGCACAUCACUUUGCUUUUUAUAUCACUUAUUUAUCAGUGAAUUCAAAUCCUACCAACUCCAUGAAAUCUUUCUUCCUUCCCCACAGUAAUCUCUUUUUCUUUAUAAAGUAAACAAUUCAGUGAUUUUAGUGUAUUCACAGAGUUGUGCAUGCUUUACCACAAUCAAUUUUAGAUUAUUUUCACAGCCCCAAAAAGAAACCCCAUAUGCUUUGGCCCCAACUUCUCCCUCCCCUCCCUAGCCCUAGGCAACCAGUAAUCCACUUUCGGUCUGUAUACAUUUGUCUAUCCUGAACAUUUCAUAUAAAUGGAAUCAUGCAAUGUG
Nomascus leucogenys (northern white-cheeked gibbon) is the source of this 2574-nucleotide messenger RNA. Its product is annotated as basic salivary proline-rich protein 2. The transcript has a single exon. Lineage: Eukaryota; Metazoa; Chordata; Mammalia; Primates; Hylobatidae. The record is from RefSeq and is a predicted model, not a curated record. The coding region runs from base 1 to 615 and encodes 204 amino acids.